Tilletiopsis washingtonensis is the source of this 910-nucleotide messenger RNA. RefSeq names its product phenazine biosynthesis protein PhzF. Gene Ontology annotation, biological process: biosynthetic process. Gene Ontology annotation, cellular component: cytoplasm. Lineage: Eukaryota; Fungi; Basidiomycota; Exobasidiomycetes; Entylomatales. Bases 1 to 885 code for a protein of 294 amino acids. The transcript has a single exon. The record is from RefSeq and is a predicted model, not a curated record. Gene Ontology annotation, molecular function: isomerase activity.
AUGCUCGCGCCCUUCCAUCAGAUCGACGUCUUUGCGCGCGCGCCCUACCGCGGCAAUGCCGUCGCCGUGCUGCACGUCGCGCGUGCGCCGAGCGCCGCCGCCAUGCAGCGCCUCGCCCGCUGGACGCAGCUGAGCGAGACCGUCUUUCUGCUGCCGCCGCCGCCGGGCAGCGCGGCGCACUUUGCCGUGCGCAUCUGGAUGCCCGAGGGCGAGCUGCCGUUUGCCGGACAUCCGACGCUGGGCGCCACGCGCGCCUGGCUCGAGGCGCACCCCGACUUCAGCGGCGACGAGCUGCGCAUGCACUGCGGCAUCGGCACGGUGCGCCUGCGCAUCGAGCGCCCCCACGCCGGCCACGCCGCGGCGGGCAUGCUGCUCUUCUUCGCCGCGCCGCCCCUGCGCCACGCCGCCGUCGUCGAGCCGCACAUCGUGGCGCAGCUGUGCGCAGCCAUGCACAUCGACACGGCCCACGUCGUCGAGGCGCAGCACAUCGACAAUGGCCCGCCCUGGCUGGCGCUGCGCCUGGCGUCGCCCGCCGCCGUGCGUGCCGUCUCGACACGGCACAUGCACCAGGCGGGCGCGCUCAUGUGGGGCGUCUUUGCCGCGCUGUCCGAGCAGGGAGAAGCAGAGCAGACGCUGCUGGUCCGCACCUUUGCGCCCGCCUCGGGCGUCGUCGAAGACGCAGUCACCGGCAGCUUCGCCGCCGGCCUGGCGCGCAGCAGCAUGGCGCCCAAGCAGGGCAACUUUGUCGUCAGACAGGGAGAGCAGCUCGGCAGAGAGGGACGCAUCGUGGUGCGCAGCAUCGAGGGACAGAGCUGGAUCGGCGGCUGCACCUCCGUCUGCUUCAAGGGCGAGGCGCUCGUGGAGGACGAGGAGGAGGAGGAGUAGGGCGGGGCAGUGCGAGACAGAGCGG